AUGACAACCUCUCAGUUCCAAGUCAAAGAGCACACCAUCCCAUGUCAAUCCAUUCGGGAGUAUCACCAUGCAGUGAAAGGAGUUGACCCUCCAUUGCAGUUAGCAGUCAAGCAGUACAUCCCGCUCAACAACCUCAACCCUAGCCCAGACGAUAUUACAAUCAUCGCUGGACAUGCCAAUGGAAUUCCCAAAGAGUGCUAUGAGCCUAUCUGGGAUGAUCUCCUCAGAUUGACCCGCGUGAAAAUUAAGGCAAUCUGGAUGGCAGACUGUUCUCAUCAAGGGGCCAGCGGGGUGCUAAACGAGCAAAUCCUCGGAGACGACCCAAACUGGUUCGAUCAUUCCCGAGAUCUCUUACUCAUGGUCAAUCAUUUCCGAGACCAGAUCCAACCUCCAAUCUCAUGUCUUCCUGGAACCCAUGAUCCAAGUGGAAAGUCCCAGCCAGCUCGGGGCCCCAGUCCCGCUCGGUGGACCAGUACCCGCCCCGAUGAGUGGCCCUCUCAGCAAGACGCGGAGACUCACAUUCGCAGAAACCCAUUCUGGCGCCGAUGGGACCCGAGGGCGGUGAAUGCAUACAUUCAAUUCGGGCUGCGGCCCGUUCCAACGUCGUCUUCGGGCGCCGUGACCCUCACGACUACCAAGGCGCAAGAAGCCUGGACGUAUCUGCGGUUCAAUCCUACCCCACACGUUGGUAGUGAUCUCACGGAGCGUUUCCUCAACCCAGACCUCGCCGUUACGGCAAAGGAAGGGGAUAAUCACAAUCCGAACUACGUAACUGUGUGCCCGUGGUCGUGCAUUGCGUUUGAGUUUCUACCGUACGUGCGGCCGUCAGUCUUGUUUGUCUUCGGGGAGAAAAGCCAUAUUAACCUUCCUGCGCGGCGGCGGGAUAAGCUCGAGCGUAUGGGGGUGGGGCUGGGGGGCAGCGGAGGCCUGGCAGCGGGACGCGUGCACGCCGAGGUUCUACCGGGUUCAUCCCAUAUGGCGCCGCUGGAGAAGGUGCAGGAUACAGCGCGUCUGAUAUCGCUCUGGCUGGAGGCACAGCUGGAACUCUACUUGAAAGAAAGAGAGUUUUGGGGAUGCCAGUAUAACAGCGGGAAGUCCGAACAGGACGGGAGGGUCCUAUCGGCGCAGUGGAUGAAGUAUGACCACCCCCCUCCCCCUCCCAGCAGGCAUAACCAGCCGCCUAAUCCCCACAAAAACCCUAACCUUCCACAUCCUCGAAUCCAACCCGGACCCCAGCACCCCACGCCCCCUCCUGCUCCUCCUACACGGCUUCCCCGAGAUCGCCUUCUCCUGGCGCAAAGUCAUCCCCCCACUAGCGGCCGCCGGCUACCACGUCGUGCGCCCGACCAGCGCGGCUUCGGCCGCACAACAGGCUGGGGGACACGGCCCUUCUCGGAGGUGGACCUACACACAUUCACGCUGACGAGCUUCGUGCGGGACAUGGUGACGCUCGUACACGCACUGGGGUACCGAUCCGUGCAAUGCGUGGUCGGACACGACUGCGGGGCCGUCACGGCGGCGAUGUGUGCGCUUGUGCGGCCGGAUUUCUUCAAGAGUGUCGUGCUGCUCAGCCAUCCGUUUAACGGGAGUCCUGUUUUGCCGUUUGGUACUGCCGGUGGCUCUUCUUCUGGGGAGGUAGAGGAGAAGGGUGCUGGAGGGACGGAGUCCGCAGCGGGGGGACCACGUGCAUGGAGAGCUUGCGGCGCGCGGCCGGAAGCAUUAUAA
Aspergillus bombycis is the source of this 1725-nucleotide messenger RNA. Its product is annotated as alpha/beta fold hydrolase. The transcript is spliced from 5 exons. The record is from RefSeq and is a predicted model, not a curated record. NCBI's taxonomy places the organism in Eukaryota, Fungi, Ascomycota, Eurotiomycetes, Eurotiales, Aspergillaceae. The coding region runs from base 1 to 1725 and encodes 574 amino acids.